AAUACAACCUUUGACCUGUAGCCUGGUACCUUACCAGCGUACGUGCGGAAAUAAGAUAAGCCACGAAAAGAGAUAAAGUUACAGACGAGGGGUGAAGUUCAGGCAACAAACCACGUCACCAACUUGCAGACGUAAGGUGGGGGCGUGUACAGAGGAGCGUCUGUAGGCGACUUGAAGCAGUGAAAUUCCUUACAGACAUUUUAAGAACCUGCGUCUUGGAUACAAUAUAGAGGCAACCUCAGAACGUGAGUCUUUGACCAAAAUUUCAUCAAAGACACUGCACGUCUAGGAGACGAUCCUGUAGACACUCACGAAUCACGACAAUGGAGACCAGACCUGAGCCCUUCAGUUGGUGGGUUGCUUUCCGAAACCCUGCCGAAAACUACCGAAACCACCCGACAUACCUGGUGCCUGACGUCAUCUUCCACGUCAUCGCAGCGCUUCUGCUCGUCCACGCGCUGCGGAGAGGAGGGCGGUAUCCCUGGCUGUACUUCUCCGCCCUGUCGCAUGGCGUGUUCACGGAGGUGUUCAGCUACUGGGUCCCGCAGAUCAACAACUUCUGGCACGGCCAGUCCACGGUCAUGUUCGCCGGCCAGCGCCUGCCGUCCUACAUCGUCUGCCAGUACAUAGCUGUGAUCUACACGUCCAGUGUCGCCGCUGCCCGCCUCAGACUCGGUGUGUUUGCCGGCGCAUGCGCCACAGCGCUAGUGGACUCCCUGUACUAUCACGUGUUUGACGUGACGGGAGUCAAGAUGCUGUGGUGGUCAUGGCAUGACACCGACCCGAACGUGUACGACCGAACCUACUGGGUGCCGUGGGGCAGUCCUUACUGGCGCCUUUCCUUCGCUUCCAGCUUCACUCUCCUGUUCCACGGGGUACACAGGCUGUUGGGUGGGCAGGGCAUGUUCCAAAGGAGCAGUCUGUUCGCUGAGCUGGGCAGCGCCGCCGUAGCGGUGUUCCUGACGUUUCCCGUCGGGGUGGCGACGCAGUUCGUCCCGCUGUUCCACGUGGUGAAGGACGUGCUCGGGGUGCACGCCGAGGUACCCGUGCUCAUGCUGGUCUGCAUCUUCGUGCUGAUUGUGUGGGGAGCGGAUCGGAGCCGGCCGGCGGAGGCCAGGACCAACACAGCCCGGCCCGGCUGGUUUGACGAGAUCGCCGUCUCCGUGCUGCUCAACUUCCUCACCAUGUGGGUGGUCGUCGCCAUGGCAACCCCCGAACACGCGCGUUCCAUCGGCCUGCACCAGCCGACCGGGCCGUGCAACGAGACGGAGGACAUGUACCUGGCCACGGGGCAGGUUGUUCAGAAAGGGAGGUACCUGUGCGUCACUGACUAUGAUGAGGGGUACUUCGACUGGCACUGCCUUCCCGGGGGUCAGCCCCCACCCCACGGGAUGGACUGGUACACGAUGUGCGGCACCCCGUACGCUAACCGUGCGGAGUACCUAGUCGUGGUGGGCGCCAUCGCCGCGUGCGGGAUAGCCGUGUACUACAAGCUGGUGGCCCUGUCUGCAGGAGACUAUGGGCAUGAUGGAAGCGGCAAGAAGAAAACUAAAACCCACUAACGUAAUGCUAGAUAGGGUGCUCGUUAUAAGAGAACAACCUACUGUGUAAUACGCGUAUUUAAUCGAAACUAUAUCCCAGUAAUGAAUGCCUUUUGACAGUGCACUAGUGUCCUGUUAGUUGAGAACAUGAGUUAGACGUUGAUUAGCUACCUAUUGUUUUCCUUCUUCAAAGGGAGUACAAUUUCUUUCUUUCUCUGCAUAUAUCUUAUAACAGGAGAAGUACAAAUUGUGUAAGACUGGGCUG
Messenger RNA from Branchiostoma floridae (Florida lancelet), 1806 nucleotides. RefSeq lists its product as uncharacterized. NCBI's taxonomy places the organism in Eukaryota, Metazoa, Chordata, Leptocardii, Amphioxiformes, Branchiostomatidae. The record is from RefSeq and is a predicted model, not a curated record. The coding region runs from base 324 to 1562 and encodes 412 amino acids. The transcript has 10 exons.